Molecule: messenger RNA, 888 nt
Organism: Cinclus cinclus
Lineage: Eukaryota; Metazoa; Chordata; Aves; Passeriformes; Cinclidae
Product: lipocalin-15-like
Exons: 9
Coding region: 1-888 (295 amino acids)
Molecular function (GO): small molecule binding
Source: RefSeq, a predicted model, not a curated record
AUGACAGCAGCACUGCCCAGCCUGGCUCUGGCCCUGCUCUGCCUGCUGCAGGCAGGGGCCCAGGUCCCCGUGCAGCCAAACUUGGACACAGAGAAGUUUGCAGGGGUGUGGCAUGUCACAGCCAUCGCUUCCAACUGCUCCAUCUUCCUGAAGAUGAAGGAUGGGAUGAAGUCAUCCAUGGCCAUCAUCAGCUUCAUGCCAGAAGGAGACCUGGCCCUGAAGUUGGUCUGGCCCCUGAUGGACAAAUGUCAAAAGUUUGAGCUGCUCUUACAGCAGAGUGGGCAGGCAGGUCACUACAUGGGAGCACAAGAAAAGAGGGAUCUGCAUGUGAUGGAGACAGACUACAGCCACUAUGCUGUCCUGCAUGAGGCCCAUCACAGCGAAGCAGAGCCCAGCACAGCACUGCAGCUCCUCACAAGGGAGCAGGAUGUGAGCCCCCAGCUCCUGCAGAAGUUCAUGCAGCUCAUUUCCACCAUGGGCCUGACCAAGGACAUGCUGGCCAUCCUGCCCAAGUCAGAUCAAUGCAUUGGGGACAUCAGAGCGAAGGCAGCCUCUGGUCCCCCCUCUGCCUACCUGGCCCAGAGUCCCUCAGUGCCCAGGCAGGGUGCAGCCCUCUCGGCAGACCCUGCGUGCCCCAGCAUAGGUGAGGAGUCGGAGCACGCACCGCGGGUCACGCUGUGCCAGGGAAGGGCUGGAUUUGGACAGGAUCCCAGCAGCUGUCCCGGGGCACGUUUCAGCCGGCCAGAAGAACGGGUCACCGGGGACCUUGGCACAAGCCCCACUGUGCCCCAGGGGUUUGUUCACCCUGGGCUGACUCCUGCGCUUCGGAUCCACCCCCUUGCCCAAUCCAACCCCAAGACGUUCUCGUGGGGCUCGGCACGGCUCUAG